AUGAUGAAUGUGCUCUACAUGAAAGAAGUGCAGGUCGAUAUUGGGAGCCGAGAGAUUGCACAAUCCAAACUUGACAAUAAAAUUGCACGAGCUGCGCUGACGAGGACAACAUUUGGAUUUACGGUGAUGAUCCAACGUUGUAAGUCACACUCGGUUUUUGGUAUGAAUGCGGACUCUGUGUAA
Plasmopara halstedii is the source of this 183-nucleotide messenger RNA. RefSeq lists its product as uncharacterized. The coding region runs from base 1 to 183 and encodes 60 amino acids. Lineage: Eukaryota; Oomycota; Peronosporomycetes; Peronosporales; Peronosporaceae. The transcript is spliced from 2 exons. The record is from RefSeq and is a predicted model, not a curated record.